Bombina bombina (fire-bellied toad) is the source of this 3940-nucleotide messenger RNA. It is a transcript of the gene RBM5, whose product is annotated as RNA binding motif protein 5. Gene Ontology annotation, biological process: mRNA splicing, via spliceosome. Gene Ontology annotation, cellular component: nucleus. The transcript is spliced from 19 exons. The coding region runs from base 1392 to 3446 and encodes 684 amino acids. The record is from RefSeq and is a predicted model, not a curated record. Gene Ontology annotation, molecular function: RNA binding. NCBI's taxonomy places the organism in Eukaryota, Metazoa, Chordata, Amphibia, Anura, Bombinatoridae.
UUGCUUCAAUUUAAUGAGUAAAUUCAUCAGGUCCCCUAUUUUAAAUCUCUGGGUUGUCACAGGACCCCUGAUGGUCGAUGUUCUCUCUUUACAUUUAUCUUUUUUAUACAUUUCAGACAAUAUUCUAAAAUUCAAUAAUUUUAAAAUUUCAAUAAUCAUUUGUAGUAUAAGCCACAAUUACUCUAAUUCUAAGAAUAUAGAGCUGCCUUUUUAUUUCCCAGGGAACACAGCUGUCCAUAAAUGGCUAUAAACCAUGCCUGUAAAUGAUGUCCUUAAUGUGGUGGCUAAACAUUCUGCAUCCCCUCCCCACUCGUUGAGGCAAUAAUACAAUUAAAAGAGCUUUAAUGUACACAUAGCUCUGGUGUGUCAGUUGUUUGAAUGACAUGCAGUUCUGUUCCCCUCCUUGGGAUGCUGCUGAGUACAUCUGACAGACACAUGUACUGUAUGUGUCCACAGGGACAGCAUUGUGAUUUAAUGUACAUAUGUUAACAGAUAAUUCAUUAGGCCCAUUUUACAUUGGGGGUAAAUACAAUAGACUUGAGUUACUUUAAUUAAACCUAGUAUUACUGUAUAGUGAUGUGCAUCACACUAGAACAUUAUUAAGCAGAGCAUUUAUGGGACUCAAAAGGCUAGUCUACAUGAUUACAAGAGUUUCACUGGCCAUCUUUACUGUUUUGCCCCAUUAUUUAUUAUGUAUUACCCUGACAGAUGAAAAAAUCUGCACUGGGAACUCAUACGAUCAGAUUUAGCACAUCAGAUAAAAUGUUUUAUCAUACACAUGGGAUGAUAUGUUGUACUAGUGGGAAGUCAAAACUAAAAUCAGAUUUAGCACGUCAGAUAAAAUGUUUUAUCAUACAAGUAGGAUAAUGUUAUACUGUCAGGGUGGGAAAUGUGGGUGUGUGAUGGGGGGUUCAAAUGUGUAAUUUCUUUAAAAUGUGAAUCAGGUCAGCAAAAUGUACCUGAAGCUUCUUUUUCUUUAAUGUACUCCCCCAUUUACACACUUAGUAACAGAAAGUAUGGCUUUGAAGCGGUUAUUCCAUGAGGGUGGCUAACUUUUAAUCAAAAGACAUUUCUGCAGUUUUGUUAAACAGAUGUCAAAUUCAGACCUCAGAAAUACUGUGUGCAGUAUUCAGCCUUCUGUCUCUCUGGAGACCACCCCAUGACUAUUUCCCUCCCCCUCUUUUUGUUUCUGCCAGCGGCAGCUUUCUGCAAGCCUUUAUCUACCUUUCCCUCUGCAUCCCGUUCCUCUGUGCACCUCCCUGUGGAGGGUUUGUCCGGGCAGAGCAUUAGCAGGCAGUGGGUGGUCCUUCCCCACGUUGCUGUCCACAUUUAAAGUUGGGAGCUCACUCCCCUCCGCCAGGGGUAAAGUUCACUUGCCAGAGAAGCUGGAAAUGACUGUUUCUCUCUUUGUGUUCUUACAGAAGAAGUUGGUAAUCCAGGGGAAGAAUAUUGCUAUGCAUUACAGCAACCCACGUCCCAAGUUUGAGGAUUGGCUUUGUAGCAAGUGUGGCCUGUACAACUUUCGCCGAAGAUUAAAAUGCUUCCGCUGCGGGGCAGCCAAGGCUGAUGCUGAUAUAGAAACCCCACAGGGAGCCUCUGAAGCCCCACAGUCUGCAGAUUACUAUAAUGACAGUGGCUAUGUAUCCUCAGCCAUAAUACUCCGGAAUAUCGGACCUCAUACUGUUGUGGAAUCCAUUCUGGCGGCCCUCUCUCCCUAUGUCUCCCUUGUGGUUAGCAAUAUCCGCCUCAUCAAAGAUAAACAAACUCAACAAAACAGGGGAUUUGCAUUUGUGCAGUUGCCUUCAGCUCUGGAGGCAUCUCAGCUUCUACAGAUUUUGCAGACACUUCAUCCACCUCUAAAAAUUGAUGGAAAAACAAUUGGUGUGGAUUUUGCUAAAAGUGCCAGAAAGGACCUUAUUUUGCCAGAUGGUAAUAGAGUCAGUGCAUUCUCUGUGGCAAGCACUGCAAUUGCUGCAGCUCAGUGGUCCUCUACACAGGCUCAGAGUGGCGAGGCUGGAGAGUCGGGAUAUGUACAGCCAGGACAGGAGGGAUAUGCUCCAUACGGACAAUAUUCACAGGAAUUACAGCCAUUUUACCAACCACCUGCAGGGGUAGCAGAUCCAGGUGCCGUUCAGCCAGCAGAAGGCAGUGUUCCAGCUGCCAUUACAACUGCAGCUGUCGUGUCUCAGAGUCCCCAGAUGUACCAACAACCAGGCUCGCCGACUCAACCUAGCACCAGUGCAACCAGUAGUACUGGUGGAGCAGCAGGAUCUAGUACAAGCACAGAUGAAACGCCCACUCCAACUGGGGUUAUUCCUGGGGUCAAGUAUGCUGUGCCUGACACAUCCACCUACCAUUAUGAUGAGUCUUCUGGAUAUUAUUACGACCCACAGACUGGCCUUUACUAUGACCCCAAUUCUCAGUAUUACUACAAUUCCAUGACCCAGCAGUACUUGUACUGGGACGGGGAACAGCAGACAUACUUGCCAGCUGCAGACGCACAAGCGGCACAGAAUGCGGUUCAGGCUAAUGGUGCUUCAGCCCAAGCCGGCAACACAAAAGAAGGAAAAGAGAAAAAGGAAAAGCCAAAGAGCAAGACAGCCCAGCAAAUUGCAAAGGACAUGGAACGCUGGGCCAAGAGCUUAAACAAGCAGAAGGAGAACUUUAAGAACAGCUUCCAGCCCCUUGGCUCACGUGAUGAAGAGAGGAAAGAGUCUGCAGCUGCGGAUGCUGGGUUUGCUCUUUUUGAGAAAAAGCAGGGAGCUUUGUUAGAGAGACAGUUUUUACCAGAGAUGAUGAUGAUAAUGAGUGCAGAGGAAGAAAGACCGCCUAAGAUGGCAUUGGUCGCUGCAUACAGUGGGGACAGUGAUAAUGAGGAUGAGCCACAGCUGUUACCAGGGUCAUUGGAUGAGGAUAAACUAACGGACUGGAAGAAAUUGGCAUGCUUGCUUUGUCGCAGACAAUUUCCGAAUAAAGAUGCCCUGACCAGGCACCAGCAGCUUUCAGACCUGCAUAAGCAAAACUUGGAUGUCUACAGGCGAUCAAAGCUAUCUGAACAGGAUUUGGAAGCUCUGGAGCUAAAAGAGAGGGAGGCUAAAUACAGAGACCGAGCAGCUGAGAGGAGAGAAAAGUAUGGCAUACCAGAGCCUCCUGAGCCAAAACGCAAGAAGCAGUUUGACCCUGCAGUUGUAAAUUAUGAGCAGCCUACAAAAGAUGGAAUUGAUACCAGCAACAUAGGAAACAAGAUGCUACAGGCCAUGGGUUGGAAAGAAGGUUCUGGGUUGGGACGCAAAAGUCAAGGGAUCACAGCACCCAUUCAGGCACAGGUCAGGACAAGAGGGGCUGGCCUUGGAGCCAAGGGCAGCUCGUAUGGUGUAAAUGCUGCAAAUUCUUACAAAGAUGCAGUCCGGAAAGUUAUGUAUGCAAGAUUUACAGAGAUGGAAUGAUCUAUGUCAGCUGGGACAUUGAGAGGACUAAAUAUAUAAUCACAGAAACCUGUGAGGAUGACUGUGCUGUCCCGUGUAGGCGCUCCGAGGUCGAUUUUCAGGAACCCUGUAAGGGUCAUCUCACCUAUACAUAUGUAUAAUAUGACAAUCUGUACAGUGUAAAUAUUUUUUUGUUUUGUGAAUAAAUAUGGACUACUUAAGAAGCAGAUACGGAAGCUCCUUUUUUUCACAACUGAGAACAGUCUUUUGGAUAUGUUGUAGCCAUUGUGAAAGAAUGUGCGAACUAUGGUUCCCAACUCAUGUUACUCUUCAAUUCAAGACGACCCGUAAAAAUGAGGCUAAAAUCCCAAAAAUGCUUUUUAUUUUUGAGUAUUGUUCAGUGGUCUGAGACAAAAAGCUUCACUUUGUAUGUUUCGAAACAUUUGUACAGAACUUUUUUUUUUUUUUUGUACAAAACUGUUUUUCAAAAAUGUUAAUAAAUUUUAAAAGUAAAA